UCUAUAUAAUCAUUAGUUUUCAACCUGAAAACCACUUACAAAUUUUCCAAGGUAACUAUGUAACUCAAGGCAGCAAGAAUACCUUCCAAGGCUUCUAUAUUAAUGAAUAUCUAGCUAACAAGGUUUAUAUCGUGACCUUUAAACCUAUAAAUAUCAAGAUAUAUUAUUAAUCGACGUUAUUAAUAUAAAAAUGUAUUUUGGAAGAACAAAGCCAAUCUCUUAGUACGAGAAGCGGAUUAAGGAUACUAGGGAAGAAUGCGCUAAACUAAACCGCAUACAAGCAAGGAUGUGGCGAGAGAGAAAUGUAAAUAAUUAGCAUACUUUACGAAACACCCACUAGAAAACCCUAGAGGGUAAUGCCAAAAAUGGCACCGUAAAGCAAACGUCUCUAACACCUGCAAAAAUUUAGCAGGGUCCUAUGUAUUUCGUAGGACGGAAGCCAAUUACUUCCUACGAGGAGCGUAUUAGAGAUACUAGAGAUGAAUGUGCGAGACUUAACCGUAUAUAAGCAAGGAUGUGGCGACAGAGACAUUAAAACAAGAAGCAAGUUCCCCAAGACACCUUGUUGAAAACUCUAAAAUCUUGUGAAUAAGAAAGAAAGGUGAGGGAAAUGUCUCCCGAAUAUUAAGUAACACUCCCAGGUUAAUUUUCCCGCGAGACAGGACUAGACUUGAUAAAAGCUUCCGAGUAAGUCUGCCAGGGAAAGAUGGAAGACCAUGAGUCGGUCCGCAAGACGGAGGUUGAUGAUCAUGAGAUGGUCUGCAAGACGAAGGUUGAGGACCCUGAGAUUAUCUGUGAGGCAAAGGGUGAGGACCAUGAGUGGGUCUUGGAUACACAGCGUGAGGACCAUGAGCAGGUCUGGGAGACAGAGGGUGAGGACUAUGAGCAGAUCUGGGACACAGAGAUUGAAGGCCAUGAGCAGACCUGGGAGACCGAGGAUGAAGACCAUGAGCAGGUCUGGGACACAAAGGGUGAGGACCAUGAGCGGGUCUUGGAUACACAGCGUGACGGCAAUGAGCAGGUCUGGGAGGCAGAAGGUGAGAACCAUGAGCAGGUUUGUGAGACAGAGGGUGAGGACAAUGAGCAGACCUGGGAGACCGAGGGUGAGGACCAUGAGCAGGUCUGGGACACAGUGUGUGAGUACCACGAGCGGGUCUGUAAGGAAGCAGCAGUAGACCCUGAUUAGGUCUGCAAGUUACAGGCAGUGGACCAUCAAUAGGUCGGCAAUAGAGAGGUAGUAGACUAUAAGUUGGCCCUAGAUCCAUAGAUAGUAGACCCUUCCCACUCCACUUUGAAGGAGGAUAACGUCACAACCUGCCCCUCCACCGUAAAGAGUGAGGCUGCUCCUCUGUCCUCAUCUGAAGUGGAAGAUAUGAGCUGUCGGCCCUCAGAGUGGCACUAUUCUGAGUGGUCAGUUCAACACUUUAAGGGGCACGUCAAUGUGGCCUGUCUGUCCAGACGACACCACCAACCAGCCAACAACCCCAGGAUACCACCCCAGUCCCACAGUGACCCAGCCCUCUAUGUCAGUGAUGCAGUCAAAAUUGUGGUAAACACAAGCCGAGCACCUGAGAUCUUUACGAACUAGUCUAAUUUGAACACCGAUCUCCCGACUAAUGUUCCCACGUAGGUCGCCACCGAUCUCCUGGCUGACGCUCCCUCCGAGGUCGCCACCGAUCUCCUGGCUGACGUUCCCACCGAGGUCGCCACCGAUCUCCCUGCUCACCUUUCAUCCGAGGACGCCACAGCACUGGAUUCCUGGGAGGUGUGAACUGCCCACUGAUUAUCUUAUGGUGAAACUGGAGGAUUUUUGUUAAUCUUAGAUCAGAUGUUCUGCAUCUCGCAGCAGUGUUCACGUAACUUGACUGAGUGUUUCACUCAAGAACAAAAGACCCUCACAGGAAAUAGUGCAGAUCUCCAUUAGCAUUAACUUUCUUCAGUUCGUCUAAAUGGAAAAUAGACAAAUUUUAUUUUAAGAUUUUUAUUCAUUAUCAAAUGUAUUCUAACAUUUUGGUGUUAAGAUUAACAACUUCUUAACCGAGAUUUCUAUUAUGAUUUGAAUAAAUUUUACAUUAUUAUAUAGUAUAAACAGUGUUUGUAUUGUUAUACAUUGUGGUUUUGGUGUAUUUUGUAUUCUGUCCAGUAAUACCGUAACUUUCAUUGGUAUCUCCAGUUACAUUUAACUAAUACCAUUCAUUCAUAUAGUGGUUGAGUGUGAUGUUGGUGUGGUUGAGCGUGAUGUUGGUGUGGUUGAGUGUGAUCUUGGUGUGAUUGAGUGUGAUCUUGGUGUGGUUGAGUGUGAUCAUGCUUGGGGUGAGAUUUAUCCAGUGUUCGAGUAGGUCCGUCAGGACGUGUUUCUUGGGAUACUAAUGUCUCCUGCGAGGCAGAGUUGUCAAACCUCGUAGCAGUUACAUUACAAUAGGUUCGCAUUUUCCGCGCCGGGGGGGGGGGGAACUCUGUUAUCACCACUACUACACUAUCAUCUUCACUACACUGUCAUUUUCGCAACACUGUUUCCCUCACUACACUUUCAUUUUCACAAUGUUAUCUUCACUACACAAUUAUCUUCAGCACACUACUAUCUUCACUACUCUUAUCACUAAUCACUACUGUUAUCACUGCUCUAAUCACAAAACUGCUAUGAUCACUGUUGUUAUCGUCGCUACUGCACUGUUAUCUCUACCACCCUAUUAUCCCACUAUAUUCUCACAGCGACUGCAGUGUUACCACCACAAUGCUAUCAGUACACUGGUAGCACUACACUGGUGUCACCACUACUCGCUGUCAUUACAUACAGUUCACUGUUAUCAUUACACUGUUAUCAAAACUACAAUAUUAUCACUACUGUUACACUGAUGUCAUCACUACACUAAUAUCAUCACUACACUGAUGUCAUCAACACUAUAAUAUUAUUAGUAUUCAAUAUGAAGGCCACUUACAAAUUUUCCAAGGUAACAAUAUAACUCAAGGCAGCAAGAAAACGUCACAACCUGCCCCUCCACCCUGAAGGGUGAGGCUGCUCCUCUGUCCUCAUCUGAGGUGGAUGACAAUAGCUGUCAGCCCUCAGAGUGGCACUAUUCUGAGUGGUCAGUUCAAUACUUUCAGCGGCACGUCAAUAUGACCUGCCUUUCAAGACGACGACACCAGCCAGCCAACAACCGCAGGUUACCACCCCAGUCCCCCAGUGACCCAGCUCUCUAAGUCAGUGAUGCAGUCAAAAUUGUGGUAAAAACAAGCCCAGUAGAUGAAUCUUUACGAACUGGUCUGAUUUCAACACCGAUCUCCCGGCUGACGUUCCCACCAAGGUCGACACUGAUCUCCUGGCUCACGUUCCCACCGAGGUCGCCACCGAUCUCCUGGCUCACGUUCCCACCAAGGUCGCCACCGAUCUCCUGGCUCACGUUCCCACCAAGGUCGCCAACGAUCUCCUGGCUGACGUUCCCACCGAGGUCGCCACCGAUCUCCCUGCUCACCUUUCAACCGAGGACGCCUCCGCACUGGAUAUCUUGGAGGUGUGAACUGCCCACUGAUUAUCUUAUGGUGCAACUGGAGGAUUUUUGUCAAUCUUAGAUCAGAUAUGGUGCAUCUCACAGUACUGUUCACGUAACUUGGCUGACUGUUUUACUCAAGACCAAAGACCAUCACUGGAAAUAA
Molecule: messenger RNA, 3654 nt
Organism: Cherax quadricarinatus
Lineage: Eukaryota; Metazoa; Arthropoda; Malacostraca; Decapoda; Parastacidae
Source: RefSeq, a predicted model, not a curated record